Molecule: messenger RNA, 1310 nt
Organism: Harpia harpyja (harpy eagle)
Lineage: Eukaryota; Metazoa; Chordata; Aves; Accipitriformes; Accipitridae
Product: maestro heat-like repeat-containing protein family member 2B
Exons: 10
Coding region: 36-1310 (424 amino acids)
Cellular component (GO): cytoplasm
Source: RefSeq, a predicted model, not a curated record
UUUGUGCAUGUCUCUUGACCUUGCAGGACUGGACAAUGGAGGAGCCCUGGGACUCCACAGUGUCCCAAGUGUCUCUCGGUCUGGUGCAGUUGAGGAAGCUGAAGCCAUCUUUGAGCAGGGAGGAAAGCUGCAACCUGCUGGCUGAGUGCUGCCACACCAUCUUAUCCUUUCCUUCCAAAGAGGAGACGGAAGGGAGAGGGAAGACAGCGAGGCAAACUCGGAACAUACAGACUCUGCACAUGUUGUGCUUGGAAGGUCUGGGCCGGAUUAUAGUAGCCCUUCUCGAGGCAGAGGUGACCUCUACCUGCUUUGAGGACGUGGUCCAUGUCCUGCAGCGCUGGCUCGCCUCGGCCAAAGCGUGGGAGCGGGAGAGGGCCUUGCAGGUCUGCGCCCAGCUGCUGGGUGAUUGCGAGGAGCGAUUCAAGGUCAUGAGAGGAUGCGCUUGCAAGCAGUUUGGCUUCUUGGUGGGGCUGCUGGGACCUCUGACUACUGAAUCCCUGGCCACAUCCCGCCGCUGGGCAGGGGUCUGCCUGGGUCACCUUCUCCAAAUGCAAGCCAAGACCAGGAAUGUGGCACCCGAGGCGGGUGACAUUGCGUGCCUGCGUAAAGGGCUGGACGCCACCGACGACGUGCCUCUGCUUGAGACCUCUUAUGAAAUAGCAAAGACUGUCUGCAAGUAUUUUCCCCCAGCACAGGCCGCAGACUUCAUGAGCACCAUCACGGAAAGCCUGAAGUGUACCAGAGACGAGCGUGCAUGGGCCGCGGAGGUGUGGAUGACUACCUUUCUGGAAGAAUGUGGACAGCUAAUAUAUCAGGAGGUGCCAGAAGUCCUGCACGUCCUUUACAGCCGCUUGCAGACCAUGCAAGAGAACACCCACAGGCCCCUCCUGCUCCUGGCAGUGUAUGUCCUGGCCUGCUUUCACCAUGAGCCUGUGGUCGACAGCCUCCUCCAGAAACGUCUGCCCCUGGACAGGGAUGCGAUGGAGCUGUGGAGCAUCCUGGGGAGAAGCAGCCUUGGGGUUCAGGUCCUGAAGUACUUAACACAGAAAUUAGAGGCAGCGGGAGAGAACAGCCCUGGGCCCCACUCUGCUGCUCACGAACUGGACCACAGCCAGGCUGCUCUGGAGUCCCUCACGCUCCCCCGUGCCAUCUCCGAGGUGGUGUUCAUGCUGCCAGCCAAGGAAAGGGUCCAGCGCCUGCUUCCCCGUCUCCUUCCUGGCCUCCUGGGUGAGAUCAGCAAGGCGCUGGGUGAGGGGAUGCUGCUUGCCCCUCUAAGAUGCCAGAGAGGGCUCUUCUUACCAGCAUUUUAG